Molecule: messenger RNA, 3155 nt
Organism: Melopsittacus undulatus (budgerigar)
Lineage: Eukaryota; Metazoa; Chordata; Aves; Psittaciformes; Psittaculidae
Gene: SCLY
Product: selenocysteine lyase
Exons: 12
Coding region: 1000-2160 (386 amino acids)
Source: RefSeq, a predicted model, not a curated record
ACAGUCAAUCAAGACGGCUUAGAGCACCGGACCUCAGCGCCAGCAUGCAAAGACGGGCACGUCUGGACUUCUCUGGGAUUCCCCUGCGCCGGUACAAGGCUGCCUAAAGCACUCAACAGGCGAGCUCACUCCGCCGCGUCCCCUCGCUGGGAGCGGCCGCUAAACACCGGCUCGCCCUCCCGGUGCCCUCCCUGCCCCCGACUGAGACACCGCCUGCAGCACAGAGGCCGCGGCUGAGGAUUACUCAUCGACGCCUGCCACGGCCCUGUCUAGGCCCAGCCUGCCCCUCAGCAUGACUGGCACUUUUCCUGGCCGCGCAACCGGCGAGAGGAGCCGGGGAGAGCGGCACCACAGCCCGCGGCUCUUCGGCCGCACCUCGGCCCCCUCCGCCCGCUGCCGCUGACACCGCCACGGCCGAGGGGCCCGGGGAGGCACGAAGCCCGGGCCCGCCGAGGACACCGGGACCGUCGCAAGCCCGCUCGGCGCCUCGGCCUCCCUCAGCCGGCAGUUCAGGAAAGCGGAAGCGCGCCCGGGACCACCAUGGAGGAGCAGGGCCGUGGCUGGUCCCCACCCCGUGGCCCCCCGCAGCGCUGAGUCACUGCGCGGUGCCGGGAGAAACCCAGGCGCCGCACGCCCGACCCGCCUGUUGCCUCCUACGGACUACGGGCCCCGGGCGGGGGUCGGCGGAGCCUGGCGCGCCCUGCCCCCGGCCCGGCCCAGCCCCUCCCCUCCCCGGGGCUCACCGCCAUCUUGGAGGGGGGUCUGCGGAGCCUGCGCAGGAAGGAGCGGGGGGAACGGGCCGAGGGAGCCGCCGCCAUCUUGAAGAGGGGCAGCGCCUCGGCACCUCCCGCCCGCCCGCGCCCGGAACAUCCGCCCCCGCCUCCUGAGGCGAGAGGGUACGCGCCGGAAGCGCGCCCGCGAUUAUAGUGGCGGAUCUACCUGGACUACAACGCCACCACCCCUCCGGCCCCCGAGGUGGUCCAAGCCGUGCGGGAUGCUAUGAGCCAGGCUUGGGGCAACCCCAGCAGCUCCUACCCCGCAGGGAGGAAGGCGAAGGAGCAUAUUGGCAGUGCCCGGGAGAGCGUGGCGAGGAUGGUGGGAGGCCGGCCAGAGGACAUCGUCUUCACCUCGGGGGGCACGGAGGCAAACAACAUGGUGAUCCACACUGCCUGCAGGCACUUCCACGACAGCCAGGCCACUUCGGGGGACAGAUGGGGAACACCACACAUUAUCACGUCGAGUGUGGAGCAUGACUCAGUCCGACUGCCACUGGAGCAGCUGGUGAAGGAGGGCUUGGCGGAAGCCACUUUUGUGCCUGUGUCCCAACAAAGCGGGCGGGCUGAGGUGGAUGAUGUCCUUGCUGCCAUCCGGCCGACUACCUGUCUGGUUUCCAUCAUGUUGGCUAAUAACGAGACUGGGGUCAUCAUGCCUGUCAUGGAGCUGAGCCAGUGUGUCCAUGCCCUCAAUCAGCGGAGAGUGGCGGAGGGGCUGCCCAGGAUCCUGGUGCACACAGAUGCAGCACAGAUGAUUGGCAAGGGUCAUGUGGAUGUGCAGGUGCUAGGGGUGGACUACCUCACCAUUGUGGGACACAAGUUCUAUGGCCCGCGGAUUGGGGCGCUGUAUGUGCGUGGCCCUGGCACCACCACCCCGCUACACCCCAUGCUCUUCGGAGGGGGACAGGAGAGGAGUUUCCGGCCAGGCACUGAGAACACCCCGAUGAUUGCGGGCCUCGGCAAGGCUGCAGAGUUGGUGAGCAAGAACUGGGAGACCUAUGAGGCUCAUAUGCGGGAUGUUCGGGAUUACCUGGAGGCCAAGCUGGAGGCCUCCUUCGGGAAGCAGAGGAUCCACCUCAACAGCCACUUUACAGGCUCCAAGCGACUUUGCAACACCUCUAACUUCUCCAUCCUGGGCCCAGGCCUUCAAGGGCGAAGGGUGCUGUCCUGCUGUAAGAUGCUUCUCGCCAGUGUUGGGGCUGCCUGUCACUCUGAGAAAGGGGAUAGGCCCUCCUUGAUUCUGCUCAACUGUGGGAUCCCCUAUGAUGUGGCACAGAAUGCCUUGCGGCUGAGCGUGGGACGGGACACCACCUGGGCUGACGUGGACCUGGUUGUGCAGGACCUCAUACAGGCUGUAGCACAGCUGGACCAGAACCAAGCCCCUUAGAGCUCAGGAUUUGCUUGCUCUCUGGCUAUCAGGCAGGUUCUUGGGAUGCGGUUGUGUCUGAUUGACUCUUGGCUGCCUGUAUCAUUUUGGGCUCAGAGUUUGGCAGGAUUAGUUUUGUACCUGGUCCCUAAAUUGAACUGCCCCAGCCUGCAGCUUGUGACUGUGGAUCAGACACAGGGGAGGGGUCAGGAGGAGGAAGUGGGAUUACCCAUUUUGACAGCCUUGUGCUCUUAGGGCUGAUUAGCUUGCACUCACAGGGUCACAGCAAGGCUGGCAGGGCUGUGCAGCUUGAACACAGAGUGGAGGCAGCUUGCUAGGGCAGCUCAGCAAGAGCAUGGUCAGGACUGUCACACUCUGCAUGGUGCAGGCAUCUGGGGAGUUUCACUAUCAAAUGCUUUUCACUUGCCAGGACAUACCUAGCUGCCUGCAUGCAUGUGUGCAUGUUGGCAUGAUGGAGUCCCAAAGCUCAACUGCAUCGAAUGCAUUACAAGUGUGGAAGCUAUAGGAGAUGGAGCCUUUUUCCCCUGUUGCUUUCCACAAAGGAAGCUUUCCUGCUGUCUUAUCACUCAGAGGAGGAAAGGCCAUCUGCCUCAGAGGGAAAUGAGGAGUUUAUAGAACAGCAAGAUUCCAGGCUGGGAACUGGCAGGGCCCUCAGCUGCCUAGGGGGGUUUUGGCUGGGAAAGUGUUUGGCGUGGCUUUCCCAGCACUGCAUUGUGUUACCUGUUCCCCUCCCUCCUGUCCUUCCUACAGUAGGCAGAACUCCUGUCGCAAGCUCCAUGUGAUCCUGAAGGAGACAUGUUGGGGCAGCUGUAACUGUUCCAGCACCAUCUCUGAGAAAGUGUGUGACCCAGGAGAUGGCUCCCAUCACUGGCAGAGGACAUUAAGUAUCCUCCACACUACACAGAUUGGGAGUGUUGCUGAUGGGCUGAUACUGGGGAGUCUGGUCUCCCUGGAUAUUCAUAGGAAUAAAAGUGUUUGUUGUGCUGUGGCUCUUU